AAAUGACUUAUAAUAUAUUACACUUUAUUACUUUAAAAAACAUUGCCUACUUAGCAAUUUUUAAUAUAGUAAAAAAAUUUUCGCCAUGCUUGUACAAGCCGAAAAUCAGAUUAAAGUUGUUUAUCUUAACAACGUCCCUGACCUUCAAUGAAGUCUAUAAAGCAAUGGAUAGCGGAAAGCAAAUGGUUUUUGCAGCAUCCAAUGUUCGUCAAAUUCGUGAUCAACUUAGGAAAAGCCAGUCGACCGAUUUGGUUUUAGACGAUGCAUCGGAAGAGGGCUCUUUGGAAUAUGGAAACGAAUAUGGUGGUAUAUUAGGGAAACCAAAACCCCCCGCAGACACAGCUCCCACUGUUUUUCCCAAUAAACGACGUAUUGCCAAAGGGAAGUGUAUCAAGCAAGAGAAUUCUCAGUCCCCACCUACUUCUGCAGUUUCUCCUACUUUUCUGACAGAUUCUAUACCUAAAGAAACACCUUUAAAUGAUCUCCAAGCAAAUCCUAUUGUUCAGACUGAAUUAGAAGAUUUUGAUAAUGACGAAAUCGAGCCAUUAGCUCCUCCCCUUGUUCAGUGUACUAAACCUUGCCCAACAAUACAAAAAAUAGUUGGAAAGCCUAUUGAAGUACAAACUGCUCGGGAUCUUCGUCGGCUAUUGUUAAAGAGUAGUUCUGUUUGUUGGUCGGCAGAGUGGGUUGAACAAGAUAUAGCUUUUAAUGAAGAGCCUAAACUACUUUAUGGAAUUGUGCAAAGAAAGGGUGGGCCUUGUGGUGCGUUAGCUGCCAUUCAAGCUUGGUUACUGUACUAUUUACUUUUCUCUGAAAUGAGCGGUGAUAGUAUGCGUUCAGAGCGUCUAAGGAAUCCUGUUUUGAUAAAGAAAUCAUUGAUUAAAGCUAUUUUGCAUAUGAUCUGGUCGGCUGGUGAAGGAAGAACGGGCAGUGUAUGCAUAAAAGGUAGAACUCCUCACAUUCCAUCGACGGUCAAUCUUCCUCACGAUAGUAUUACAGAAAAAUUGAAUAUUCACACCUGCAAAAAUAUAAACGAAUUGGAAAGCUACAUAGAACAGCACAUAGACUCAUUUAUAGCAGAGGGUGGAGUUUUAUUAAUUAUUUACAGCGUAAUACUUUCCAGAUCAAUAAGAACGGUAAAAAGAGAUAUGGAUGAAGUAGAUAAGUGUUUAAUAGCAUCUCAUAAUUACUGCUCUCAAGAAUUAGUGAAUCUUUUACUCACUGGUAGAGCUUGUUCAAAUACAUUUAACGAUAACAAAAGCUUAGAUGAUUUAAUUUUGAAAGGAAUUGAUCAAAGACAGAUAAUAGGAAUGCUUUCACUCUUUGACCAUUAUCGUAGUGUUGAAGUAGGAAGUUAUCUAAAAACUCCGAAAUCUCCUAUAUGGUUGAUCUGCUCCGAGAGUCAUUAUAGCGUUUUAUUUAGCACUAAUAAAGCUCUAGUGAAUGAUUGGAAAGCUGAAAGAUUCUUUGAUUUGUUCUAUUAUGAUGGUCUUAGUAAUCAACUAAACGAAAUUCGGCUUACUAUUAUCACCACCGAGAAAAAUUAUGUUCCACCAGAAAAAGAGGGUGAAGAGUUAGUGCCACCUUUGGAGUUAUGUAUUAGAACCAAAUGGAAAGAUGCAAGAGUCGAAUGGAACGAUUCAACACCUAUUCUAUAA
Molecule: messenger RNA, 1658 nt
Organism: Dimorphilus gyrociliatus
Lineage: Eukaryota; Metazoa; Annelida; Polychaeta; Dinophilidae
Source: the annotation of a GenBank genome assembly